Symbiodinium sp. CCMP2456 is the source of this 268-nucleotide messenger RNA. The record is from the annotation of a GenBank genome assembly. Lineage: Eukaryota; Dinophyceae; Suessiales; Symbiodiniaceae.
GUGAUGCUCCUUGUCGGCAAGUCCAUACAAGAGCGCAUGGGUAAGCUGACAACUGGCCCCGCUGGGCUCGGCAUUCGCCCGAAGAUCCAGCUCAUCAACCAGAUACGGUCACCUUUGCCGCUUAUCGAAGCCGACGAGCAUCGCUGCACGCAGCUCUUCUACAACCUCGUGGCCAAUGCAGUGAAGUUCACCCACGAAGGAACAGUCGAGUCUUCUGCGAGCUACGACGAUUCCGAGGAGAAGCUGGUUGUCCGUAUCAAAGACACAG